Molecule: messenger RNA, 731 nt
Organism: Dinoponera quadriceps
Lineage: Eukaryota; Metazoa; Arthropoda; Insecta; Hymenoptera; Formicidae
Exons: 5
Coding region: 1-705 (234 amino acids)
Biological process (GO): signal transduction
Source: RefSeq, a predicted model, not a curated record
AUGACAGCUCUUUAUAAGCUUGCAUGCGAAGGAUGGAGCAAGGACACGCGGCAAGAUGCAGGUGACGACAUAAUAUCGCAGAAGUCUUUGGACGUAGUAAAAGGACUGAUACUUUUUUUGAAAGAACAUGCCAGAGUAGAAGGAUUAUUCCGUCGGGCAGGACGUCGCGAGCUUCGACGGUAUAUCCUAAAUUCUCUGAAAAAAGGACAGAAGCCUCACUUCGAACAUUUAAACAAUUCAGCUCUGGAAUGUGCGGCAGCCUUACAAAUUUUUCUCAGCCGUCUCAAGAAACCUAUUAUGCCGCAGCAUGUGCAGGCAUUGAUUCUCGCUGAUAAUCCAGGUGUGGAGACACAAGUUAUCGCGCAAGACGCUUUAGGGCUCAUUAAACAGGACGUCGGCGGUCGCCACGGCGAGCUUCUGACCGAUAUUCUGGAUCUCUUGAGACACUUGACUUUGUCGGGACCACCCUCGGAAUGUUCCGAAUUACGAGGAUCACCUUUGCCUAUCGCCCUUCUACCGGUGUUCUUUAAUCUAUCGUCUGGCGACUUGAUAAAAUGGAAGCAGGUUGCGGCUAGAUUUAGCGAAUUAAUUACAGAAGCUGCCGAACAACAUCGGAACGAACAACGUGCCGCUUGUACGAGAACUACGUUAAAUUCGAGAAUAAAUGUUGCGGACGUAAGAAAUUCCUAUUGGAAGGACAAUUAAAUUUUCAUUGAUAACUUUCCAUCUCG